GAUAUUGUCAUGCAUGCUCAUCAUUAGUAAACUUGUCCAAAACUUGAAACUUUAAUUUUCUGAUUUAAUUUCUGUCCAAAACAAUGGCUUUUGGUGUUGUUGCUGCCUCAUUUUCAAGGGCUCCCUCCAUUCUCACCACCAGAGGUUGUUAUGUAACAAGAGCUUCAUUGCCUAGUAAGAGUCUCAAAUUCUCAAAAGAAUAUAAUUGGAAGCACAAUUCCAGAAGCAUAUUUGAAAGAGGAUCUACAAUUACAACAUGUGAAAAACAUGAUGAAAAGAAGUACCUCAUGAAUGUGACACAAUCACAUGAAGCUGAACCACAUUCACAAACCAUCUUCAACUCCAUCAUUCAUGCUUUAGAUGCUUUCCGCAAGUUUAGCAGAUUUUACGCAUUCAUUGCCAUGGUAGUGGGUUCACUUUCCACAUCGCUUCUUGCAGUGGACAAUUUAACAGAAUUAUAUCCAGCAUUUUUUAAUGGCUUUUUGCAAUGUAUGGCAGCUUACUUCUUCAUGCAUUUGUACAUUGUUGGAAUAAAUCAAUUAGCGGAUCUUGAAAUAGACAAGAUUAACAAGCCAUAUCUUCCUUUGGCAUCAGGAAACUAUUCCUUCAGAACUGCAGUUAUAACUGUGACGUCAUUUUUAUUUACGGGCUUUGGAAUUGCAUGGAUGAUAGGAUCAAAGCCGUUGCUUUGGACUAUUUUUGCCAGUUUUGUUCUAAUGAGUGCUUAUUCAGUUAAUUUGCCCUUAUUGAGAUGGAAGAAAUCUACAAUACUUACAGUGAUGGGUAACACACUUUCUAUGGUGAUAUCAUUUAAUCUUGGUCCCUUUUAUCACAUGAAGACUCAUGUGCUUAAGAAGGCAGCUACCUUUCCAAGAUCUCUACUUUUUGCUGUUGUGGUCAUGAGCAUGUACUAUAUCGUUAUAGCUUUGACAAAGGAUAUACCUGAUAUUGAAGGAGAUAAAGAAGCAGGCCUUCAAACUCUAGCCGUACGUUUGGGUCCUAAAACGGUAUUUUGGUCUAGUGUUUUACUUCUUGAAAUGGCUUAUGGAGCUGCUAUUAUAAUUGGAGCAUCCUCUCCUUUUCUUUGGAGCAAAAUCUUUGUGGUUCUUUCCCAUGCUAUCAUGGCUUUGUUCGUAUGGUAUCGCUCCACUCUUGUAGAUUUAUCCAACAAAGAUUCAUUGCAAGCUUUUUAUAUGCUUAUCUUUAAGCUUUUUUCUGUGGAAAAUAUUCUCAUGCUUUUUGUAAGAUGAAGAUGUCAUCGGGAAUUGUUGAAUAGUUCGAUGUUGCAACAUUUGUCUUAAGAUAUCUUCAAACUCUACUAAUACGUUCAAGUAGAUGUAUAUCUAUUCAAAUUGAUGUAUAUCUACGAAUAAAUUGUGAUAUUUUCACACUGAUUAUAAAUUUAGUUUCCAUAAUUGUUGUAAGUUGUAACUAUAAUGCUUCAUGGUAUGAAUUUAAUAAUGAUGCAACAAACCGUAAUAUAGAUUA
Arachis stenosperma is the source of this 1488-nucleotide messenger RNA. Its product is annotated as naringenin 8-dimethylallyltransferase 2, chloroplastic-like. NCBI's taxonomy places the organism in Eukaryota, Viridiplantae, Streptophyta, Magnoliopsida, Fabales, Fabaceae. Gene Ontology annotation, cellular component: membrane. Bases 84 to 1250 code for a protein of 388 amino acids. The record is from RefSeq and is a predicted model, not a curated record. Gene Ontology annotation, molecular function: transferase activity, transferring alkyl or aryl (other than methyl) groups. The transcript has 12 exons.